AUGUCAGGGGACCGCCGUAUAUAUAUCCACACACGCGGGGCUGAUGAACAGCACCCCGCCGCCUGGCUCACACCGGCUCGAUCAGCACGGCCCGGCUCGGUUCCGUUCGGCCCUGCCGGCUCCCCAUGCUUGGGGCUCCGCCGCGCACCCCCACAUGCCCACCGGGAGAGGCCGGCAGCCGCUCUCCGCCGCGCCCUAGCCCUCUCGCCCCGCGCCCGCAUGGCUCCGCUGGCCGAGCUGGGCGGCUUCCUGGGCGGCCUGGACGGCCUGGGGCAGCCGGUGGGUGCCCACUUUUUGCUGCCACCCGCCGGGGAGCGCCCGGCGCUGCUCGGGGACCGCCGCGCCCCGGCGGACAGGGGGGACCGCCGCUCCUCGGCAGCGGCGGCGGCGGCGGCAGCGGCGGACCUGGCGCACUUGCAGGGCAUCCUGCGGCGGCGGCAGCUSUACUGCCGCACCGGCUUCCACCUGCAGAUCCUGCCCGACGGCAGCGUGCGCGGCACCCGCCAGGACCACAGUCUCUUCGGUAUCCUUGAAUUCAUCAGUGUGGCCGUGGGACUGGUCAGUAUUAGAGGCGUGGACAGUGGCCUUUACCUUGGAAUGAAUGAGAAGGGAGAACUCUAUGGCUCUGAGAAACUAACUUCUGAAUGCAUCUUCAGGGAACAAUUUGAGGAAAACUGGUACAACACUUACUCGUCCAAUGUGUACAAACAUGGAGAUUCAGGGCGGAGAUACUUUGUAGCACUUAACAAAGACGGUACUCCCAGAGAUGGGGCAAGGUCCAAAAGACACCAGAAAUUCACACAUUUCUUGCCMCGGCCUGUGGAUCCUGAACGAGUUCCAGAACUGUACAAAGAUGUGCUAGGAUACAGCUGAAGAAAGAGGCAGCUUUGGCAAAAAAGCAAACUGGAGUCAUUGCCCCUGCUUUCAUGGCAAAGCCGGCAUGAGGAGCCUGCAGAGG
This is a messenger RNA of Malurus melanocephalus (red-backed fairy wren), 958 nucleotides long. RefSeq names its product fibroblast growth factor 20 (gene FGF20). Gene Ontology annotation, molecular function: growth factor activity; fibroblast growth factor receptor binding. Lineage: Eukaryota; Metazoa; Chordata; Aves; Passeriformes; Maluridae. Gene Ontology annotation, cellular component: cytoplasm. The record is from RefSeq and is a predicted model, not a curated record. The transcript is spliced from 3 exons. Gene Ontology annotation, biological process: regulation of cell migration; positive regulation of cell population proliferation; positive regulation of protein phosphorylation. The coding region runs from base 1 to 873 and encodes 290 amino acids.